AUGCCAAGUCUACCAACCUGGCUCUGGCGACCAAAAACUCAGGUUUUUCCGCUACCAGUUGUCCCCAAGAAUUAUUCGCUAUGUUUUGGCAAAAUCACGUCAAAGAUCGUAUUUACCAUUAUUCUAACGAUAUGGUUGAUUGGAUCAUUAUCUUAUUUUGUCUGGAUUGUCUACGACCUUUUUUCGCAGAAUAAAUGGAGCGCAUUUCGAUUCUCGGAUUAUCCGAACAUAGCUACUCAAAUAUGGCAGGUUCCACUUGGAUUUUUGGGGAUAAGGGUCAUUCAAACUCAAAAACCUUCCUACAUGCAGUUGUUUUUGAUCGUCAUGUUGACCGCCCAGAUAUUCUCUUUCAUAUAUACGACGCUGAAUUAUGCGAAGCAGAUUCGGGAAAUCAACGAACGGGCAGAAAUCAAACACCAUUUUUACGGGGAACCCCUAAAGAAGUUUCCCAAAAAAGGCCUUUACACGCUCGCCGCAAUCCAGAUCUUCAUUUAUUCCUGCAUUUUCACAGUCGUCGCAUCGUAUUACCGUUACAUAAGGGACCGCCAACUCGCCAAGGAAUCGUUCGAUGCCCCAGUCGUUCUUACUGCUCCACUUGAAGAACAAAAUCUGCCACUAAACAAA
Mesorhabditis spiculigera is the source of this 624-nucleotide messenger RNA. Lineage: Eukaryota; Metazoa; Nematoda; Chromadorea; Rhabditida; Rhabditidae. The record is from the annotation of a GenBank genome assembly.